AUGCCUCAAGAUGCGCUCGGCUUCAGCGCGCAUCUGCCGCCUUUGUCUGUUGAGGUCCUGGUGGCUCCGAGCUGGUGGAGGCUUCGCCUGGCUUUGGCGCUGCAGGAGGCCGCAGCCGUACCUGUUGGGUGGACCCAGGAAGAGCGUGCAGCGUUGGUGCCUGAUCUAGGGACUGGCUUCCUCAACAAGGACUACUGGUGCCGCUGUGCUGAAAGCGUGCGCAGCUGCCUUCUUGCCAAAGGCCUGAGCAAAAGCGAAGCCGAAGAAAGGGCACAGGCUGCUGUAUGCAGGGCCUUGCCAAGCGUCGCCAGCGAGUUCCUGGCGUCCAUUUUUGGUGCAGAAGAGAUGCUCCAACGAGGCGGUGCGGCCGUUGCUGCCCAGAAAGCCGUGGCCAAGAGCUCUGGGGCGUCAGAUCACUUCGGCUUGGCCCCGCUGCCGAUGCAAAUGACGCGAAGCCUCCUGUGCUGGCUGGAACACCCGCAAGUGCACAAGGUGCUGCCGGAUGAGGACUUCGAUGUGAAGGGCCUGACUUGGCUCCUGAAUUUCCUCGAGGACGUCGAGGACAUAGGGGAGUGUAGUGAGGAGGAUGUGGCAAUGGUGCUACAGGCUAAGAAAGGCUCGAGGCAGCUCCUGCAUGCAGCGGCUCGCGUGCGGCGGAUGGUGGCGAGCUAUGCGCGAGGCCUAGUCCUGGACGUCCUUGCAAAGCCGUCGGCUCUGGUCUCCUCGGCGCUGCGAAGCCCUUCCGUGGCUCUCUAUGCUGCGAAGGUGAUCCGGCAAAUGGGUGGCGACAUUGACUUGUGCCGCAUCGGGGCUUUCGCGCUGAAACCCGAAGGAGCCCACCUCGGCUGGUUUCCUUUGGAUGGGAGACGCCUUCCGAAUCUCAGCAACGACCUCCCGGAUCCUUUCGUGCAUUUUGCUCCACUUCAACGCAGCGAGGAUGCGUUGAAGUGGUAUCUCGAAAUUUGCGGCGCUGUGGGAGCGGUGGCCAGCUCCUCGAGGGCCACCAAGGACGAGUUUGACCAGGCAGUUCAGAGAGCAUGCCAAUCCCAUCUUGGCAAGUGGGCCCGCGGCAAAGCCUUUGGAAGAUCAGUUCUGGCAUGCAUCGUUUCGCGUGUGCUGCUGAAUCGUCAGGUGGCCGUGGCCGAGGGCCUGGAGGUGCUGCGAGACUGGGUCAGCGAGAACCUCGACACCGAGAAGGCUGCCAGGCACAGGAACCGAAGCAUGCUGGCGAAUCGCAUGUUCUCUGGGCUCCUUCCACAUUUGCAGGAAGUGACGGAGGAAGCCGAUUCGACGAACGUGAACCCGAGGAAGUUCCGGAAGUUUCUUGAGCAGCUCGCGCACCACCUGGCACUGCUUGUGCUGGGGGCCGGGACGCAGUCAGCGGGUUGGCUGGAGCAUGUCCUGACCAACCCGGGUGAAGCUCAGCGAUCCUACUGGCCCACCAUGCCAGACAGUGAGGAAGCGGCGGUGGUGGGAGCCAUGGGCUAUGUGGGCUGGUACACUUGCCCGAAUGGACAUCCCUACUCCGUCGGUGAGUGCACCAGGCCAAUGCAGAAGGGCAUUUGCCCAGCUCCUGGCUGUGGUGCGCCGAUCGGCGGAGAGCAUCAUCAGAACGUGCAGGGCGUCCGCACCAUCAACGAGGAUCGCCUUCUGAGGCACCGAUCGCAGCCUGGUUAUAUUGCAGCAACGAGCGAGCUGGUGGACCAGACCGUUGUCAACCAAUUCAAGCGACAGCUGAACAUGCGUGGCCUCAAAGCUAUGCGCCUGGUGCUACGCGUGGCACUCUGGGUCUGGCCCGGCAGCCCAAAGUCAGUCAGAUCAGACUCUCCAUCUCUACUUGAGAGAUCUUGCUUCUACCGGGGUGUCUAUUCUUCAGCACGGUGGCAAGAGAUGCAGCACAUUCCAAUUUUGCAGUCUCAGACCGACGCAUUGAAUCGAUUGGCCGUUGAGUCUCCAGUCGACCUGCGAGACGAAUUUUCCUUCGCUGCAAGCCAGAGCAAGCCCUACUUGCUGAUCACAGUAUUGCUGAGUGUCGCCGUGCUAUGA
Molecule: messenger RNA, 2046 nt
Organism: Symbiodinium necroappetens
Lineage: Eukaryota; Dinophyceae; Suessiales; Symbiodiniaceae
Source: the annotation of a GenBank genome assembly